This is a messenger RNA of Mya arenaria, 2262 nucleotides long. RefSeq names its product bone morphogenetic protein 10-like. Gene Ontology annotation, molecular function: cytokine activity; growth factor activity. The transcript is spliced from 3 exons. Gene Ontology annotation, cellular component: extracellular region. NCBI's taxonomy places the organism in Eukaryota, Metazoa, Mollusca, Bivalvia, Myida, Myidae. Bases 290 to 1537 code for a protein of 415 amino acids. The record is from RefSeq and is a predicted model, not a curated record. Gene Ontology annotation, biological process: BMP signaling pathway; SMAD protein signal transduction.
AUUUGAUGCACAAUUGCUUCUGAAUAGCUUCAACAUACAUUUAAGAUCUGGACUUCGAAUAUUGAGAUGUACUCGUAAAAUUAAGUAAUAGUUCUGACAAGUAAUAUUUGUGCAGUCAUUAACCACAGUCUUUACUUAGAAAUGGUGUACAUUUUGUUUGUCACGUAACAAUUAGGUAGAGGAAAUAUAAAUUCAGCGACAGCCAAAUGUGGAUCUCAGAGUUUCUCCUACAAUGGUACUGUGCAAACGGUUGGGAUGCUCACUACUACGACGUCUGCUAUAGUUGGCUAUGCAGCAACUUUUUGUAAUAUUUGUGAUAAGUUCGAUUGUGUUUGUUUCAGUUAUCAUUGCGCGCCCAAUAAUGUUAAAUAUUGAAUCCGCUCACAAUACAAUUUUGUCGUCUGCUUUGAAAAAAGCGGAGGACAAGGAUGUUAAAUUAUCAGACAAUAAUGGCAAUUUUCAUCGUGGCGGGCACAGUAACGCUUAUGGGAAUUUAUCCGUGACUCCGGAGUUUAUGAUGGAAUUAUAUGAAAAAAUGUCAAAAUCUAAUUUCCUCUCAAGAGAGGCGGAUACCAUACGGAGCUUCAAAAAUAUUCCAAUUACAGCUCGAGAGGGUCCCAGUCAAACACCCGUGCAGCGCCAUGUGAACAGCCACGUACAUUCCCUCGUGUUUGACAUUUCCGCCCUAGACCGGAAGGAGCGCGUGAACAGGGCGGAACUGCGCCUCUUCACGCUCAUUCGGCCCGAUCGCCGCUCAUAUAUCGGCGUUAGUCGAGAGGUCGCCAUUUACGAACUUAUGGACUUUGGUGCAAGCACCAACAGUGGUAGAGAGCUGAAAUAUAUCAAAUUGACUUCAAGGUACAUAUACAACUCAGUUGACAACGCGUGGGAAAGUUUUGACGUGACUGACUCUGUGAAGAGAUCGGUCCAAAUGGGAUCAACUUUAGAACGAUUGGAAGUGCGAAUACAAAGUGUUUUCUAUGAUUUAUUCAAUGACAACAUGGAUAUUAAUUCAGAUCCAAACGACACGAGACAGCCAGUGCUUAUUGUUUACUCGACUGAUCCAUCCAAAUCUCACAAACAUAGGAAUAAUCGCCAUGACUUUCUUGUUCACGAAAUUGCGUCAAAUGGUGGUGACACUGCGUCAACGCAUUUGGAAGACGAGUAUGAUGAAGACAUAUACGACGAUGACGACGACAACUCUCGAAAUAAACGCAGUAGGCGGCGGGACUGCGCAAGAUGGCCGAUGUACGUGAACUUCGAGGAUCUCAGGAUGCACGAUAUGGUUAUCGCACCCCGAGGAUACAAGGCGUAUCAGUGCGCGGGUAGGUGUUAUGUGCCCCUGAACAAUGACGCCACGAUGCACGCGAUCAUACAGACCAUGAUGCACGAGGAGCACCCGCGAGAGUGGACAUCCGCCUGCUGCGUUCCCAUCAAGCUCGCGCCCAUGUCGCUCCUCUACUACGACAAACGGGGCGUGGUCACAUUUAAGCCUUCCUUUGACGAUAUGGUAGUUGAGAAAUGCGCCUGUCGCUGAUAGCAAGGCGCACCUGUUGGGUGUGUUGCUAGGAAUCGCACGUUCCAAGUGACCUUAACGGAAAUGACUAACCUGGAGAUCAAAUAUGCCUGGCAGAACAAAAACAACAUUAUGUGAUAUCGUUUGUGAUGUAUACGUAAGCAGUAGUGACAAAGUGCUACGUGAUACAUUUCCCAUCAAGACACGUGACAGUAUUAGUGUUGUUAUUGUUUGACCUCUGACUAUUUUAUUCAAAAUGUAAGAAACAUAUUUGAUCUAUGCUAUAAAGACUUAAUCACAGUUUUGUUCUUUCUUUUGAUACAACUUAGUGUUAUGAUGGAUGUUUUCAAUCUUAAAGUAAUUCCAAAACGUCAUGGGUGAAAGAAAAGAAGGCUCCUUAUCAACUUAACUGAUAUUGUCAAUGAAUACAAUCUUCAGGUAAUUGGUUUAUCUCUCGUUCACACGUCAUGUAGUUUCACUAAAACGUUUAGACAUAAUUGAAUUAAAAUUACGGUAAAAUCUAGAGAAAAAUAUGAUGAAUACAUCGAAAAAUGCUUGACUUUUAUCAGAAUCAUUAGACAACGUAAUUUUAUGGUUAUUUCAACAUUAAUAUUAAAAAUUAACAUGAAUGUACAGACUUCAUAUGAAGCUGAUCGUGGCGCUGUUUACAUGCAAUUAUCCGCUCACGUAAUGUGCUUCUUAACGAAGGCUACACAACUAUGUUUAAUUGUAACGAGUAUAAUUUU